Theileria annulata is the source of this 2256-nucleotide messenger RNA. RefSeq lists its product as uncharacterized. The transcript has a single exon. Gene Ontology annotation, molecular function: DNA-binding transcription factor activity. The record is from RefSeq and is a predicted model, not a curated record. Gene Ontology annotation, biological process: regulation of DNA-templated transcription. Bases 1 to 2256 code for a protein of 751 amino acids. NCBI's taxonomy places the organism in Eukaryota, Apicomplexa, Aconoidasida, Piroplasmida, Theileriidae.
AUGAAAGAAGCCAGCUUUGAACCUGGUUCUGGUGGUGUACAGUAUUUGGGUAAGUAUUCUUCAAUUCCUCCUGCAACUGUUAACUCAUCCUGCACUACCAUUUGUGAGACUUUUGACGAGCUUACAAAUGAUGAAAGUGAAAAAAAUCAUACCAGCCAAAGUUCUUUAAAGGAUGAGAACGAAUUUGGAGGCAUAAAUUACAAGUGUGUAAAUGAAUACGAUGACGUUUUUAAAAUGAGUCUUAUUGAUUCGAACUAUUUUAACAACAUCCCCAAUUCAAAUCAAAUGAAUAGUUCCAAACUCAGUGGAAGAGAGCUGAGCAAUAUACAAAUGAAUAACAUGCACUUGAGUAAUCCUAAUGUGAUUAAUUCUAAUAUGAACCACAUGGUUGGUAGUGGUAACAUUGAUUAUAACACCAGUUGCGUUAACUAUUAUCCUGAAAGUCUAAAUGAUUAUUCAAAUGGUGGUUUAAGCGAUUAUCCAAAUGGUGGUCUAAAUGAUCAUGAAGAAAAUAGUAUUAAUGAUUUCAAUGUAAAUUAUAAUCCGAGCAUUGAUCCAAAAUAUAGUAAUGAUAACAACUGUACCAAUAAUAGCGGUUAUCCAAAUGACCGUAGUGGCUAUGGUGUUGAAAAUAAUCGUGUUGAUUCGGAAAAUUAUGUAUGUAAAGAUGAAGGUUUCUUAUUUGAUGGAUACAAGGGUGAAGAAAAUGUUUAUAGCGGGGGUAAUUACUACAUAAAUGAUAUAAAGUAUAAUAUGUAUAACAUGUCUCAGUUUGUAAAUCCUGAUGAGAAUGCCCUUAACCCAAUAGAUAAUUCAUUUAAUAAUAGCAACGACUCUUUUAACGUACCAAUGCACUCCUCUGCCUCAAUUAACCAGAAUCAGCCAAAUCCUAUGGGUACUUAUGAUAACCCAAAUCCAAUGUCUAACUUUGACCCUCAAAAUCCUAUGAAUAGUUAUGAUCCAUCGAAUCCCAUGUCAAAUUAUAAUUGCCCCAAUUAUAACGGCACAAAUCCGGUGCCAAAUUAUACAACCCCCAAUCUUAUGAUUGGUUAUAAUGACCCAAAUUAUGACGCUCAAAAUCCGAUUUCUAAUUUUAACGGUUCGAAUUACGAGAAUUAUGAGGAGGGGAUGUAUGAUUUGAAUAACUACAAUAAUGUUAAUUGCAUAUCUGGAGUAAAGUACCAGAGAACUGAUAACAGGUGGAUUGCGAGGUGGACAACUGCUGAGGGUAAGCGGGCUUGCAAGAGUUUUUCAGUCAAUAUUUACGGGUUUAACCAGGCCAAGAUGCUUGCAAUUCAGGCCAGACAGAAGGGGGUGGCUCUUUCAGGCAGGUCUUUUUGUAACAGAGAAAGACAACACGCCAUGAAGAGCGGUGUUGGAAUUAUUGGCAUCAGAUUCGAUAAAACUCAGGCAAGGUGGGUUUCUUCAUAUUAUGAGGGCGGCAAGAGAAAGUUUCGGUACUUUACAGUCAAAGACUAUGGGUACGAACAGGCUAAGCGAAACGCCAUAAUUUGGAAGAGUUGUAAUGACGAGAGGCUUGUUAAACGAGUUAAGGAGGGCUAUGGAAUUAACUAUGGAGUUCCUAACAUUAUGCCUAACAUUAUAUACCCCGUAGAAGGAUAUCCUUACGCCUGUGGAGUCCCAAACUCCAUUAUCCCAAACAAUCUUUCCAAUAACUUGCAAAUGAAUCCCUUAGACCUUAAUAAGGACCAAAAGGAUAUGGAACUCAAUAAUCAGAAUUUUAUAGAGGAAAAUCACAAUUUUAACGAUAACACUAACACUAGUAAUAAUUUGAAUGAAAAUAAUUCAGAAUUUGUAAAAGAUUAUGAAGGUUUUAACAACUCUGGAAACCUUAACUCACAACUCAAUAAUAGUGAUGGAAACCAGAAUGACGGAGAGUUGGAUGAGGGGUAUAGGACAAUGGUAACAGUGAACAAUUUUUCAAAUUUUGACCAGAAUGAGUCAACCAUAAGCUCUGGGAGAAACGACUACUUUUACUGCUCAGAUUCUCACGAUGAGAGUGGAGAUUCUGAAACCACAGGAAUUGGAUCAGACGAAUGUGAGGAAAGUGAUAGUGAUAGCGUUGGUGAGGGUGCAGAUAGUCGAAAUCGAGUGAGUUAUGAUGGUAAGAAGGGUAGGUGGGUCUCAGAGUGGAGAGACGUGGAUGGGAAGAAGGUUAAAAAGUAUUUUGAGGUACACAAGUAUGGGUACAAGAAGGCCAAACAGAUGGCUUUAGCUAAUAAUAAACUAAUUUAA